AUGUUGCCUUCAGUAUGUACGAUAGCCCGGAGAGGUAUAUGUUUUUCAAGAGGCUUACUCAAAGGCCAUUCAAAAUGGCAGAACAUCAAAGAAACAAAGGGUAAAAAUGACAUGCUUAGGUCGAAAGCGAUAACAGCUUUGCUGACGAAGGUCAGAUCUGCCGUGCAACGUGGAGGCUUUGACACGAAACUUAAUCGAGAGUUAGCAGGAUUGGAGCAGGAGUUUCGGGCAAAAGGACUCCCUUUAGACACUUUCAAAAAAUUUUUGGUCAAGAUGAAAGAGAGACCUGAAGUUGAGGUUCAACUCAAUGUCAUCGGUCCAUCUGGGACGUUUUUCAUAAUUGAAGCCGAAACAGACAACAAAAAAGUGUUGGAAAACACAAUGCGUAAAUAUUUCAAUAAAGUGGGUGGGUUUCGUUUUGCUUCUGAAGCGUCAGCAGUACAGAGUUGGUUUGAACAAAAGGGAGUCUUGAGCGUCAGUGAGAAGGCGAAAGGUGAAUCCGUGCCUAUGGAACAGAUGGAGGAAAUCGGGAUCGAAUUGGAUUGCGAAGACGUGUCCCUUGUUGAAGACGAGCAUCGCUUAUACGAAUUAGUAUGUGAGCCGGGAAGGUUAACAAAAGUAGAGACUGCCUUGACUGAGAAAGGGUUCGUGGUCGAGUCGGCUGAGCUUCAGUACAGACCUCUUCAUCCUAUCCAUAUUGAGAGCGAGGACGCAGCGAAAGUAGGAAAGUUGUAUGAGUUUCUACAGGAAGACGAGUCAAUACGACAAAUAUAUGACAACAUUGUGCCAUCUUAA
Molecule: messenger RNA, 795 nt
Organism: Haemonchus placei
Lineage: Eukaryota; Metazoa; Nematoda; Chromadorea; Rhabditida; Trichostrongylidae
Source: the annotation of a GenBank genome assembly